Messenger RNA from Zygotorulaspora mrakii, 2010 nucleotides. It is a transcript of the gene MRE11, whose product is annotated as MRX complex nuclease subunit. The record is from RefSeq and is a predicted model, not a curated record. Bases 1 to 2010 code for a protein of 669 amino acids. Gene Ontology annotation, molecular function: manganese ion binding; 3'-5'-DNA exonuclease activity; DNA endonuclease activity. Gene Ontology annotation, biological process: meiotic DNA double-strand break formation; mitochondrial double-strand break repair via homologous recombination; mitotic G2 DNA damage checkpoint signaling. Gene Ontology annotation, cellular component: Mre11 complex; nucleus. The transcript has a single exon. NCBI's taxonomy places the organism in Eukaryota, Fungi, Ascomycota, Saccharomycetes, Saccharomycetales, Saccharomycetaceae.
AUGGAUUAUCCUGAUGAAAACACGAUAAGGAUCCUAAUAACAACAGAUAAUCAUGUUGGAUAUAAUGAGAAUGAACCUAUUACAGGUAAUGAUUCCUGGAAGACGUUCCAAGAAAUAAUGAUGAUAGCCAAAAAUAAUAAGGUGGAUAUGAUAAUACAAGGCGGUGAUCUGUUUCAUGUUAACAAUCCAACAAAAAAAUCUUUAUACCAAGUUAUGAAAUCUUUGAGAUUAGCUUGUAUGGGAGACAAGCCGUGUGAACUGGAAUUAUUGAGUGAUCCCUCUAAGGUGUUUCAUUAUAAUGAGUUCACGAACGUUAAUUACGAAGAUCCAAAUUUCAAUAUCUCAAUACCAAUGUUUGCAAUUGCAGGCAACCACGAUGAUGCUACAGGAGAUAGCUUUUUGUGUCCAAUGGACAUUUUACAAGUCGGUGGUCUCGUGAAUCACUUUGGUAAAGUGAUGGAAACCGAUAACAUAAAGGUAGUACCUUUACUUUUUCAAAAGGGUGACACCAAAUUGGCUCUGUAUGGUAUGGCCUCUGUGAGAGAUGAGCGUCUCUUCCGUACAUUUAAGGAUGGGAAUGUGACUUUUGAAGUGCCUGCAAUGCGUGAAGGAGAAUGGUUUAAUAUAAUGUGCGUGCAUCAAAAUCAUACGGGGCAUAGCAAUACCGCGUUUCUACCGGAACAAUUUUUACCCGAUUUUCUUGAUAUUGUGAUAUGGGGACAUGAACAUGAAUGUGUGCCACAUCUGGUACACAAUCCCACCAAAAACUUUGAUGUGCUACAAGCAGGUUCUUCCGUUGCAACGUCAUUAUGUGAGGCGGAAGCCCAACCAAAAAACGUUUUCAUUCUCGAACUUAAAUACAAUUUGCAGCCGAAAUUGAUUCCCGUACCGCUGAAUAGUGUACGAACCUUUGUGAUGAGAUCAGUUGCUCUACGAGACGUUCCGCAUUUGCGACCACAUGACAAGGAAGGAAUAACUAGACAUUUGGUAGAGCAGGUAGAAGAAAUGAUCUCCGAAGCCAACGAGCAGACCAAGGAAAAGAUUGCUGAUGAAUAUAGUAAUGUCAAUGAUAACGAUAUAGAUCCUCAAAUACCGUUGCCUCUGAUAAGACUUCGAGUUGAUUAUAGCGGUCCCCUUCACGACCUGGCUUCAAUUGAUUACCAAGUUGAAAAUCCUCGCAGAGUAAGUAACAAAUUUGUGGGAAGGGUUGCAAAUAGCAACAACGUAAUUCAGUUCUUCAAAAGUAAGAAAAGGCAUCUAACAACAACUAAGAGAAAUAAGAGAACAGCUAGCAGUGAUAAAGACAUCGAGACACUAAUUGAUGAAGCGGGGGGAGAGUUGGAAGUACAGACCUUAGUGAACGAUUUACUAGCUAAGAUGCAACUAUCUUUAUUACCUGAAGUCGGAAUGAAUGAAGCUGUAAAGAAAUUUGUCGAGAAAGAUGAAAAGUUGGCUCUCAAAGACUUCAUUGAUCGUGAAAUAGAUAAUGAAGUGGAUAUACUAUUCUCCAACAAGGACUUUUUACAAACGAACAACCCUGAACACAUCAAGUCCCUGAUAAAGCAGGUCAAAAGGUCGAAUAACAGUGUCCCUUUUACACCUCAACAAACAGCAGCUGCUGAAGACCUGCUGUCUGCAAAUAUUGAUGCGGAAAGUAGUAACUCUGAAGAACAUGAAAGCAAUGAGGACAUCGUUCUGUCUCACGAAGACGGAUUAGGGAAAAAGCCUGCUAGAGGUAAUACGGAAUCAACGAGGAAAAAGAAGCCGCAACCAGAAACAUCAUCAAUUAUUCUGUUAGAGGAGGCUGAUGAGGCUAACAAUAUUGAUGAGAGAGUAUUUAGUGAAGAAGAUGAAGACAUGACUGCAAGAAGAAACACACAAAACAAAACAAAAGCUUCUAGAGCGAUUAGCACUUCUUCUACCAAAAGGAUAUCUGGUAGUAAGGCAAAAUCUUCGCGUACCCCAAAGACUGACAUCUUGAGCAGUCUUCUGGCGAGAAAGAGAAGAUAA